AUGAGCUGUCACAUAUGCGCCUCUGCUCACUCCCGCCUGCCAUUCCUCUGCUCAACAUGUGCCCGCAACCGUCUUUAUCAGCUACGAUUAGAGAACGCCCAAGUACUUAUUGAGAAGGAGGCUCUUGAAAAACAAGUGGAAGCCACUGUCAGCCAUGAAACUCCUCUCCUUCCACCAUCCGCUGUCAAGAAUCAUUCGACCGGAACCAACCAUGAUAGUGCGCGAAGUUGGGCCAUUCGAACAAUUUUGAGUGCACAGGCUGCCUCGUUGGCUAGAAAGGAUACCUUAGCAGAGCAUGUGGAGACUUUGAAAGAUGAGAUCACGGCUUUGAAGACGGAUAUCUCUAUGCGAAAAGCGCUCCUGGCCCGCAGGCGCUCUGAUGAGGAGUCUGCUCAAUAUCAAAUCGGGGAGAGGGAGGCUGCGGUUUUGACCGGUAUUCAGAAUACGACCAAGAGAACAGAGCAUCUCUGGCAUUCCUUACAUAGUAAAACUGCCGAGGCUCGGAUUUUCCUCUGCAGGGAGUCUGCCUAUCUUUUUGGCUUGCGGCAAAAGACCUUGAAAGGUGACGGUCGGCAAACUUAUUUGCUCGGUGGCACCCCAGUCGUGGACCUGAGGGAUAUGAAUAGCGCUACCCCGGUCCAGAUCUCUACCUCACUAUCCAACAUUGCCCGCCUUCUUGUCCUUGUAUCCCAUUAUCUUUCUCUCAGACUCCCCGCCGAAGUUACCCUACCUCACCGAAAUUACCCCACCCCCACGAUUUAUCCACCUGCCUCAUCCUACCACUCGCAUGAAGCACCGGAGCGGAAUGACCCAUCACAAUUAUCUGCGCCAAGCCCAGCAGCAUCGAGAACUGCCGACAAACGCACACAGUCACGGCCGAGGCCCCUCUUCAUCGACAAGCCCCUUCCUCGGCUAGCCAAGGAAGAUCCUGGGGCGUAUGCACUCUUUUUAGAGGGAACAGCCCUUCUCGCCUGGGACGUUGCAUGGCUAUGUAGAACCCAGGGGAUUCAUUUGACAUCAGAUUCAUGGGAAGAGGUCUGCAACAUCGGAAAGAGCAUGUGGCAGCUGCUAGUUGCCCCACCAGCUCAAACGUCAACAUUGAUGCGAGCCUUCGCUGGCCGAGAGACGCAUACAAAGUUGAAAUCUACCAAAGACUCUCCUCAGACGACUAUUCAACGCACCAAAUCAUUCCCCAUGCUAGGACACUACUCACAUGGCACGGUACAUUCUUUCCUUGCGGCAUCGGAGGGGUCCGAGUUUAUGCGAGCAUGGAAGUUGCCGACACCAACGAAGAUUGCGGACAAACUGAAAGCAAGUCUCCUUGGCGAAAUGGCAAGUGCAGAAUGGGAACUUUUGGAAGAGAAUGAAUGGGAAGAUUGGACCACAGAAUCCCAUGAACGGUCAAAUACCCAUGACUCUAAGGUUACCACUUCCCCAACCCCCCAUUCUGAGUCUAAAGAAAGAACUGGGGCCAUUCAAGCCUCUCCAAAAGAGGCAGAUGAGGCUCGUCGACCAAAAGGCACUAGUGGUUGGACGAAACUAAACAGUAGAUAG
Messenger RNA from Penicillium macrosclerotiorum, 1554 nucleotides. RefSeq names its product Atg14 domain-containing protein. The record is from RefSeq and is a predicted model, not a curated record. NCBI's taxonomy places the organism in Eukaryota, Fungi, Ascomycota, Eurotiomycetes, Eurotiales, Aspergillaceae. The transcript is spliced from 2 exons. Gene Ontology annotation, molecular function: SNARE binding. The coding region runs from base 1 to 1554 and encodes 517 amino acids. Gene Ontology annotation, cellular component: lytic vacuole; endosome. Gene Ontology annotation, biological process: SNARE complex assembly.